Messenger RNA from Fulvia fulva, 957 nucleotides. Its product is annotated as Polyol transporter 5. Lineage: Eukaryota; Fungi; Ascomycota; Dothideomycetes; Mycosphaerellales; Mycosphaerellaceae. The record is from RefSeq and is a predicted model, not a curated record. Gene Ontology annotation, biological process: transmembrane transport. The transcript is spliced from 4 exons. The coding region runs from base 1 to 957 and encodes 318 amino acids. Gene Ontology annotation, cellular component: membrane. Gene Ontology annotation, molecular function: myo-inositol:proton symporter activity.
AUGCGUGGCGAUUACAGCUUGCUGCUGCAUUUGUGCCUCAGAAACACGGAAGUGCAGGCUGCGCGAGAGCUCUACUUCGCACACGAUGGGCUUGUGCAAGAACGGGCUACGUUUGUGGGCAAGUCUUUGGCCCGCCGGAUCUGGGAGCUGUUCGCCAUUCCACGCAUACGUAGAGCGACAGUCGCUGCCGCAUGGAUCGUGAUCAGUCAGCAGUUCUCAGGGAUCAACAUCAUGGCGUUCUACUCUUCGACCAUCUUUUCGACUGCUGGGUACGACGUGACACAGUCGUUGAUGGCUUCUUGGGGCUUUGGACUCGUGACACUAGUCUUUGCUCUGCCUGCUGUAUACACCAUGGACACCUUUGGAAGACGUAACCUGCUUCUCUUCACCUUUCCCAACAUGGCCUGGUGUCUUUUUGCUGCAGGCUGCUGCUUCCUGAUGCCAAAGUCGAACGACGCCAGAGUACCACUGAUUGCGGUCUUCAUAUACCUCUUUUCCGCGUUCUAUGGCACAGGCAUCGGACCCAUACCAUCAAUCUAUCUCUCCGAAGCAUUCCCACUGUCCCAUCGAGAGAUCGGUGCCGCCUUCACAAUUUGCGUCAACAAGGCGGUUGGUAGCGCUCUUGGUCUCACAUUUCCAACUUUGCUCGCAAGAAUUACUCCCACUGGCGCUUUCGGAUUUUACGCUGGACUGAACAUCAUUGCAUUCAUCUUCAUCUUCCUCCUGGUUCCGGAAACGAAACAGCUCUCGCUCGAAGAGCUGGACUACGUCUUCAGCGUGCCUACUCGGCGCCACGCAAAAUACCGUAACUCGUGCCUGGCUACCUUGGUGGAUCCGACGAUGGACACUCUGGCGAAGAGACGUGAUAGUCGAGGCUCUCUAUCAAAGGGAGGCUCUGUGAGGCAUGUCGGUCAAGGACGCAGCGAAACAACCACUCUCCAGCACACACUACCAUAG